This is a messenger RNA of Cervus elaphus (red deer), 1419 nucleotides long. RefSeq names its product chromosome 20 C1orf52 homolog (gene C20H1orf52). The transcript has 3 exons. The coding region runs from base 240 to 986 and encodes 248 amino acids. The record is from RefSeq and is a predicted model, not a curated record. Lineage: Eukaryota; Metazoa; Chordata; Mammalia; Artiodactyla; Cervidae.
AAUUCUGUUUGACCACUUACCCACAGAGGUCUUCCAUGACGACACAGGGGACGAGGCAUUUUAUUUUGAAGAGAUGCUGCGCAAACAGGAAAAAAUCCCGGUCUCACUGGGCAAGGGCUUUAAGUAGCAGUUAAAAUAAAUUUUUUCAGCUCUUCUCUGCCUUUAAUAAACUCUUACUAUAUCUGAAAGUUUGGUUGCGACUACCGUUUCAGGAUCUGUCUCUUUUCAAGGCCUCAGUAAUGAGCAUUAGAACUCCCUGUUUAGGACGUGCGCGGCCAGCCUUCAGCCUGUCCCCCAAUCCGGGCGCAAAAGCGCGACGCAACCGCCAGGGGGCGCAGACCUCGGGCCCAUCAGCGAGACUUGGGGCGGGGUCAACUGCGGGGCUGGUUGUGACUUCCGGUUUCCGGCGGAGCCCUGGGCGGACCGGUGCAGCAGUCAUGGCAGCGGAGGAGAAGGAUCCUCUGAGCUAUUUCGCGGCCUACGGGAGCAGCAGCUCAGGCUCUUCGGACGAGGAUGAUAACAGCGAGCCGGAGGAGACAAGUCUUAAGGCCCAAGAUCCAGCGAAGUCGGCCGGCGGCUAUGGGAACAAGGCGGAGAAGCGGCUGCCUGGACCAGACGAGCUGUUCCGGAGCGUGACUCGCCCGGCCUUUCUUUACAAUCCGCUCAACAAACAGAUAGACUGGGAGAGGCACGUCGUCAAAGCUCCAGAGGAGCCUCCAAAGGAAUUCAAAAUAUGGAAGUCAAACUAUGUACCACCUCCCGAGACCUACUCUACAGAGAAGAAGCCUCCCCCUCCAGAGCUGGAUAUGGCAAUAAAAUGGUCUAACAUAUAUGAGGACAAUGGUGAUGAUGCCCCACAGAAUGCUAAGAAAGCUAGGCUUCUGCCAGAAGGGGAGGAGACAGUGGAAUCAGAUGAUGAAAAAGAUGAGCAUACUUCUAAAAAGCGCAAAAUAGAACUGGGAGAACCAACAAAGAAGAAAAAAUAGACAAGAAUGACAAGAAUCUUUGGACUGCAAAACUUGUUGAAAUGGGUCUUUUUGGCAAAUUAAGUUGAUACUGUAAAUUAUUAUGAAACAACAUCUCCAUGGAAAUAUAUGUUAAUUAACUAAUGAGUAUUCCUGCCAGAACUUUCCACUGUAGAAUUCAUUUUUUAUUUAAAAAUAUGUAUUUAAAACUGAAAUGGUGACUUGUGAUUGUGUAAUUGACAAUGCUUGGAAGCAUUCUUGCUACUGCAGAAUUGGUGACAUGCUUUGAGUUUCAUCCCAAGUUGACAUGCCAAUGUUCUAUGAACCUUUUAUAAAGGAGUAUAUUUUUAAAGUAAAUAUAUUGUAAUGUACUGUGAACUUGUAGGGUGCUUUUCAACAGUGUUUGUACAGUGUAAAUAGAUCAUGGAAAUAAAUUUACCGAUAUUACUGCAUA